Molecule: messenger RNA, 1053 nt
Organism: Thyridium curvatum
Lineage: Eukaryota; Fungi; Ascomycota; Sordariomycetes; Thyridiales; Thyridiaceae
Exons: 6
Coding region: 1-1053 (350 amino acids)
Molecular function (GO): oxidoreductase activity
Source: RefSeq, a predicted model, not a curated record
AUGUUGUUCAAAAGUCUUGUUAUUCUAGCGGCAGCUAGCUCGGUGCUGGCAGCGCCCUUGAUGGAGAGGCAGUCGAAUGCCUCAACUUGCACAGAUCCUGACCUCCGCAGAGCCUGGCACACGCUCAAGGACUCCGAGAAGAAGGCGUACAUUGACGCCGAGCUCUGCCUGAUGAGCAAGCCCGCAGCUCACGGACUGCGCGGGGCCAGAACCCUAUUCGAUGAGAUGCAGUCCGUUCACGUAUUGCAGUCUGAAAUCGCGCACUGGGUGGGCCAAUUCUUCCCAUUCCAUCGCCUCUACCUCAGGGCACACGAGUAUCUGCUGCAAACAGAGUGUGGAUACGAGGGCGCUCAUCCGUACUGGGCCGAGCAUCUCGACGCAGGCGCUUUUUCAAACGCAACAAUCUUCUCCGCCGAGAACGGGUUCGGCGGCAACGGCGUGGGCGACCUGCUCUGCGUCGAGGACGGGCCGUUCGCCAACUACACCAACCCCCUCGGGCCGGGAUACAAGGUCUCGGACCACUGCAUCGAGCGGCGCUUCGCCGACCGGGUCAGCCGGGGCUCCUCCGCGGCGGUCGUGGAGGCCUGCAUGGCCAAGACUAACUUCCUCGAGUUCUGGAACUGCGUCGAGAUGACGUCUCACGGAGCCGGCCAUGGCGGUGUCGGCGCCCAGAUGACGAACCCGAUAUCGAGCCCUGGUGAUCCGAUAUUCUACAUGCACCACGCCUGGCUCGACAGGAUCUGGGCCAAGUGGCAGGAGGAAGACCCAUCUGUCCGCAUGACAGAGAUGGGCGGGAACAACAGGCCCAGGCUAGGUAUGGCGAUGCCUGGUGCAGGCGGGAACCCAUUCGGGUCGGGACCGCCGACUCCAGGUCUCGGCAGCAUGGAAGACAUGAUCCGCCCUGACGACGUUCCGGCACCGGCGAUCAUUGGGGAUCCAGGGAAUGUCACGACACUGAAUCACCUGAUAACUAUGUAUGGCAUUCUGCCGAACCGAACAAUCAGCGAGGUCAUGAACACGAAGGGAAGCUACUUGUGUUAUGAGUACGACUAG